This is a messenger RNA of Rubroshorea leprosula, 2146 nucleotides long. NCBI's taxonomy places the organism in Eukaryota, Viridiplantae, Streptophyta, Magnoliopsida, Malvales, Dipterocarpaceae. The record is from the annotation of a GenBank genome assembly.
GAAAAACAAUUAGUAGCAUAAUUCAUAACGUAUGGUUAAUUAUUGAGUAAUGUGGUUAUAUAGGUUUUCUUUUUGAAGAUUUUGAAAGAAUUCAGUGAACCUUAUUGAACGUUGGUUAUAGCUUGUGACUAUCAUUUGGUGAAAUUCUCAAUAUUGUUAUGGGAAUAGCUAAGUCUGAGGUUGGACUAGGUUGAUAGAAGUUGAGGCAAUUUUGAAAAUAAAGCCAGGUUUCAUUUCUCCCUAUUCUUCCCGUACUUCCCCUUUCUUGCUUGCAUUGGUCUGUGCAUUUACAUUUUUAAGAGAAAAAAAAAAUGUAGGUAAAAAUGAAAGGAAAAAGAACAAAUUGUUAAGUCAUUGUAUCUCUGUGUAUGAUUGGGUUCUUGCAUAUUUGUUUCCAUAUUUUGGUGUAUCUAAUUUUGAUUAAAUGACUUGCCUGAGGCUGUUUUUUAUAUCCAUCUUUAUCAAUGAACUGGUGCCUUAGUCAUUGAGUUUUUGGGAAUGUUCACAUGCUAGAGUCUGGUUUUGUGUUGUGAACUACUUGCUCAUUGUCUAAUGAGUUCCAUCUGUUGAGUAACUUAAUACAGUGUAUGCAAAAUGGCUGGUGUGAAACGAAGAAUUUUUACUGGUCAAGAUAUCCAUGCUCUCUACAAAGAACUGGAUGAAGUCUCAUGCCCAAUCUGCAUGGACCAUCCACAUAAUGCUGUCCUCCUCUUGUGCAGCUCACGUGAAAAGGGUUGCAGAUCUUACAUUUGUGAUACAAGUUACAGGCAUUCAAAUUGCCUGGAUCGUUUUAAAAAAUUAAGGGAUAAUUCUAGGAAUAAAUCAACAUUACUCCAUCCUGUACCUACAAACUUGCAACGUUCUGAUAUUUUUGAUGUAAACUUGGCUUCAAGAACUGAUUUGAUUGAAAAUGGAAAUCACAACCUGAAUGAAACAAAUGGCAGCACAUUUGUUAGAUUACAAGGAAACAUCCAAGAUCCUAGUAGGCAUCUGGAUGCACAGGGAGAAGGCAUUCUGGAAAUAGGGGAUUCUGUAUCCUUGCGGGAAAGAGUUGAAUUAGAAGAGUUAGACUCUGGGAAUUCAUCAGAAUCUAAACCAAGAUUGAAAUGCCCUAUGUGUCGGGGAGAUGUGGUUGGCUGGGAGGUUGUAGAAGAAGCCAGAAAAUACCUUAACUUGAAGAAGAGAAGUUGUUCUGGGGAAUCAUGUUCCUUUUCUGGAAAUUACCAGGAGUUGCGUCGGCAUGCCAGAAAGGUUCAUCCAACUACACGGCCGUCAGAUAUUGACCCAUCAAGAGAACAAGCCUGGCGCCAUUUUGAGAAUCAAAGAGAUAUUGGUGAUGUUAUGAGUGUUAUUCAUUCGGCCAUUCCUGGCGGUGUUGUGGUUGGGGACUAUGUCAUUGAAAAUGGAGAUAGGGUCUCUGCUGGAAGGGUAAGUGGACAGGGUGAAGUUAGCACCCCUUGGUUUACCUCCCUCUUUUUGUUUGAGCAGGUGUUUAGUCCAAUUGACGGUAUUGGUGAACCAAGGGUCAGGUCAAGGGCUUGGUCAAGGCAUCGGCGCAAUGCUGGGGCUUUGUCUGAGCGUCGUUACCUCUGGGGUGAGAAUCUGUUGGGUCUACAUGAUGAUGAUGACGACGAUGACGACGUGCCUAUAUUCAGUGAUGUAGAUGAAGAUGCAUCUCCAAUUCCAAGAACACGUCGACGUGUGAUGCGGUCAAGGUCAGAUGAAGACCAAUCAUGAUAGUAGUCAGAGUGAUCCUGAUGUUCCAGUAAUAAACAAAAACUGCCUUAAAACUGGAUUUCUUUGCUGGUGUCUCUUAUUAUGGGUUCUGAAGAUGCAUGAAGUGGAAAGGAAGCUUGUUUCCAGCAUCAUUGUGUAUAUUCAAUCUGGAAGAAGAGGAGGACAGGAUGCUUAUUGUCUGAUAAGAAUCCUCUUUCUUAGCUUCCAUAGAAAUGCUCAUUUUCAAAUUUCAAUUGGGAUUUCUCCCAGUGUCUUGUUUAGAUCUUUCAUUUUAGUAUCUGGUGAUGUUUAUUUGUAAUCUAUUUCUUCCUCAUGUAAACAAAUGCACACAUUCAUUCUCCCCUGUGCUUUCGAGGUUCGCUCUCUAUGAUGUUUGGCUCGCUUAAUGCAAAUCAUAGUUUCUAAUUAU